AGUUUCUAUAAAUACUGAACCCUGUUUCCUCAACUCUCUGUUCUCCUAUUUCCUAGGUCUCAAUUUUUGCUGUGAUCUCAUUUUUUUAAUCAUGUCUGUGCUCGAUUCUCUUUUCAACAAAGGCUUUAAAGCUGCUAAAUGCAAAACUUUGCUCAAGUUGACAAUUCCGCGGAUAAAGUUGUUGAGGAAUAGGAGAGAGAUUCAGAUAAAGCAGAUGCGCCGCGACAUUGCCAAACUUCUUGAGAUUGGCCAAGAAGCUACUGCUCGAAUCCGGGUGGAGCAUAUAAUAAGGGAAGAGAAUAUAAUGGCUGCUCAGGAGAUCCUUGAGUUGUUUUGUGAGCUUAUUGCUGUCCGUCUUCCAAUCAUAGAGACUCAAAGGGAAUGUCCUCUAGAUUUGAAAGAAGCAAUAUCUAGCAUUUGUUUUGCUGCACCAAGAUGUGCCGAUCUACCAGAGUUGUUGCAUGUUCAAAUGCUGUUUAUUUCCAAGUACGGGAAGGAAUUUGUAUCAGCUGCAACUGAGCUCAGGCCAGAUUGUGGUGUUAAUCGUCAGUUGAUAGAAUUGUUAUCUAUAUGCGCUCCUUCACCCGAAUUAAAACUGAAGCUUCUGAAAGAAAUUGCUGAAGAGCAUGAGUUGGAAUGGGAUCCAGCUUACACGGAGACUGAGUUUUCCAAACCACAUGAAGAUUUAUUGAAUGGCCCAACUGAGUUUGUCAAUGGUACUAAGUUGCCCCUUCCUGCUGAGAAACACAAUGAAACAUUGAUUUCCGCCGCUGAUCAUGCCCAAAUUGAGCAGCCUGAUUCUGAUACAGACUUUGACCCAUUAGAUUUACCUGAAGUUCCUAAGGUGUCAUUGCGGCCAAGCACAGAUGCUGCGUCAGCACCAGUAAUUAGCUCACCUUCACCAGCUGCUCCAAAGCCUGAAAUUGAUUAUGGACCAUCUAGACAUUCUGGAGCUUCUGGAUAUGUUUUACAAAUGUCACCUUUAGAGCCUGAUAUAUCGAUGCAAGAAGAUUCUGCCACUAGAGAAAGUGAAAUGUCCGAUGAUCCAGCUGGAGCCAAAGAAAAUAAACAGUUUGUGCCAUUCAUUUCUCCCCCAUCAUUAACUCCUGCAUCAAUCUCUGCAAGAGAAAGUGAUCCUCCAGCUAGUUUGAGACCAAAAAGUGAGGUCAAUGUUGACCUACAGGAUAUUUUAGCUGCUGCUCAGGCUGCUGCUGAAACUGCUGAGAGUGCAGCAGCUGCGGCCCGUUCAGCUGCAAGUCUUGCACAAGUUAGAACUGCUGAACUUACACAGAAAAAAAAUGAGCGGGUUACUGAGAGUAGCAGCCCUGAGAACCCUAUUCAUACAUAUAUUCCUCGUCAACAAGCUAAUACAGAAAAGCCAAAUUUUGAUCAUCAGAACUUUUGUAUUGUUCCUGCCGUUUCUUUAUAUUCUUUGGACUCCCAUCAAGUACAUGAGGAGUCAGUGCACCAAGCCACAGAGGCAGCAGAUCCUUCAGUCGACGAACUGAAAAUAGGCUCCGUUUCACCAGUUUCCAGCAACCAUGCAGUCAUCACCAGCCACAGAGAUUGCCUUCAAUGGAUGAUGAAUUCUUCUCAUAUCCAACCUUUUCGCGAGACAGAAUCCGGACCUCGGAUCCAAUGGGUCUUUUAAACAUAAUUCCCAUACCAGUCAUUAUUAAGGGCUACCGCACCUGCUGCUAUUUGAAAUAUAGGAUAUGGUGAUAAUCUUUAUAUUAUUGUAAAAUAUUGAGGUCAAUAAACUUCCCAGAGUGUAAGAUGCGUAUUAUGGCAGGCUGUCCUGGUACUACAUAACUAUGAGCUGCCAUUUUUCAAGUUGAGAAGCUUUUCUGGGAUGCCAUCCGCUGUAAUACGUUCAGUUCAAACAACCUAUGCUUUGGAAAUACAAGCUGAACUAGCUUCAA
Messenger RNA from Gossypium raimondii (Peruvian cotton), 1922 nucleotides. RefSeq lists its product as uncharacterized. The record is from RefSeq and is a predicted model, not a curated record. Gene Ontology annotation, biological process: protein transport. The transcript has 6 exons. NCBI's taxonomy places the organism in Eukaryota, Viridiplantae, Streptophyta, Magnoliopsida, Malvales, Malvaceae. Bases 92 to 1651 code for a protein of 519 amino acids.